Molecule: messenger RNA, 2043 nt
Organism: Scleropages formosus (Asian bonytongue)
Lineage: Eukaryota; Metazoa; Chordata; Actinopteri; Osteoglossiformes; Osteoglossidae
Product: deleted in malignant brain tumors 1 protein-like
Exons: 8
Coding region: 1-2043 (680 amino acids)
Cellular component (GO): membrane
Source: RefSeq, a predicted model, not a curated record
AUGUGGCUGCUGGAUAAGGGGCUACAGCCGACUGUGAAGCCCCAGAUUCAGGAAGAACAAUACAGUGAUGUGAGGCUGGUGAACGGAAACAGUCCCUGUGAGGGAAGAGUGGAGGUUCGUCAUCAAGGACAGUGGGGAACUGUGUGUAGUUGGGGCUGGGAUAUAACGGAUGCCUCAGUGGUGUGUAGACAGAUGUUCUGCGGAGACGCUGUAGCAGCACCGCCAUUAGGACACUUUGGAGCAGGAAAAGGGAAGAUCUGGUUGGCUGCUGUGCGAUGUAGGGGGUCAGAAUCUACACUGAAGGACUGCGGACGCGGAGGUUCAGGUACUGAUUAUGACUGCGGACAUUCUGAAGACGCUGGAGUCAUCUGCUCAGGUUUAGCUGUACGCCUGGCAGGGGGACCUCACCCGUGUUCUGGGAGACUAGAAUUCCAUCACAAAGGCUCAUUGUACACAGUGUGUGACCCCGACUUUGACCUCCAGGACGCAAAGGUUGUGUGUCGACAGCUGGGCUGUGGGACACCUGUACAGGUGCAGGGAGCAGCAGUUUUUGGUAAAGGGGACGACCUGGUGUGGAAGAACAAGGUUGAGUGCGGAGGCGAUGAACAGAAUUUUGGUCAGUGUGUGAGAUCAUCCACAAAGGAGACAAAGUGCACUCAUGACACUGAUGUGGGACUGGAGUGUUUUUGGUACACAAACUCCAGCCUGGUGGACGGCCCAGACUCCUGCUCCGGGAGGGUGGAGUUACAGUACCUCACUGAGUGGGGCACAGUGUGUAAUGCAUCCUGGGAUCUGAGAGCAGCCAAUGUCCUCUGUCAGCAGCUGGGCUGUGGGAGCGCUGUGGCAGUGCCAGGACAGGCCUGGUUUGGAAAGGGCAGUGGCCCCAUCUGGGCUGAUGUGUUUGAGUGUCAGGGGGAGGAGACACACCUGUCCCGGUGUGUCGUUUCUUCAUGGAACCGAGCUGUGUGCUCUCAUGGACACGAUGCAGGAGUCAUCUGUAAUGGAUCAUCUCCCUCAACCCUCAAUGGGACUGUCCGACUGUCUGGAGGAAGUGGCUGUGAGGGUCAGUUGGAGGUUCACUACCAGCACACCUGGAGCAGAGUUCUCCUGGACUCCUGGAGCAUCAGGGAGGCCUCUGUGGUCUGCAGACAGCUGAGCUGUGGCUCUGCAGUGAGGAUUUACAGCUCCUCCCAGUCUGGGACAGGGGACACUGAUGUGUGUCUCACAGGGUAUCAGUGCUCUGGGACUGAGUCUCACCUGGUCAACUGCAGUGCUCCACACACACUCAGCUGUAGUUCUAGCCGAUAUGUGUUCAUAGCAUGUUCCAGUGAGUACAACAGGUCCCUGAGGCUGGUGGGUGAUGAGGGCGGCUGUGCAGGGAGGCUAGAGGUGUUCCACCAGGGCUCCUGGGGGACAGUGUGUGGUGACUCCUGGGAUCCGAAUGAUGCUCAGGUGGUGUGCAGGCAGCUCCAAUGUGGGAUGGCUCUCCGCUCUACCUCUUUUGGUCCAGGAAAUGGAUCUAUAUGGCUGGAUGAGGUUGGCUGUGUGGGGAACGAAUCAUCUCUGUGGGACUGUCCUUCUGCCCAGUGGGGAAACCAUGACUGCAUUCACAAGGAGGAUGUGGGAGUUGUGUGUUCAGAAUACAAAGAUCUGAGACUGGCUGAAGGUUGUUCUGGCCAGUUGCAGGUUUAUUACAGUGACACCUGGGGAAACGUGUGUUUCAAUCAGAUGGACACAAACACUGCGAGUUUAAUAUGUCAGCAGCUCAACUGUGGGAAGAGUGGAAAUGUUUCUAGUACAGGAUCUCGAGUGAAAGGAGCUCCAAACUGGCUGGAUAUUGUCAAAUGUCGCCCACAUGACUCCACACUGUGGCAGUGUCCAUCCUCUCCCUGGGGACAGAAUAAAUGUGAUGAUGGUGAAGUGGCCCUCAUUACCUGUGACUAUGGGCUGCAACAGAAGACCACUUUGGGUUCCACUCCUGUCAGCCAAGAAAAGAAAGUUGAGGCUGCUGUGGGCACAGGCUCACCAAAACUGGAUAGUUGA